AAGAGAACAUUUGGAGCUGAAUUAACUGCUGUUGUUCCUUGAGCAGAAAUACGACUCUCUGACCUUCCACUAACAGCCAACCUGAGAGCAAAGAGCCAAGAGGCACCUCAAACUUUCCUUUAAUGAGGUAAGAGACUCUUAAUGGUAAACUCAAUAACUGAGUAACAGGUUGAUUGUACAAUGAUAGGUAAAUAAUCUAGAAGGCAUGAGGUCAAAGCAUUGAGCCAACACCCAUUUAGGGCUAGGAGGGAAGAAGGUGUCCAGACACAAUGGCUUUGCUUUCCCAGCUGAUCUCAAGCUCCUGCACAGCCUCAGCCCAACACCGUGACUUCUACCUUCAUCAGCUCCUCCUACCCUCUGGGUAGCACCAAGGCUCCUAAAGCAACAAAUGUCUCCACCUCCUCCACUGAUGUUGGGCGUCGGCCUGGGACAGAGGUUAAGGAUACCUCCCACUGCCUCUUGGCCACCCUGGCUCAUGCCAACCGAGUCCAUGUGGAAGCAACCCCUCUUGGCUGACACAGUCUCUGUCUGCCCCACAGCUGCCACACUUCUUGCCCCUUGCCAGAGAUCUGCCACAUUCUAGGCAACAUUGGAAGCUGUGGGACCUAUGGUGAAGGCACUCUGAAUGGCCAUGAGAAGGAGACCAUGCAGUUCCUGAGUAACCACCUGGCCAACUACCUGGAAAAAGUGUGGCAGCUAGAACAGAAGAACUCGGAGCUGGAGACCCAGAUCCAGGAGUUGAGCAAAUGCCAGGAGUAGGAUGUGUGCCCAGAUUACCAGUCCUACUUCCGAACUAUUGAGGAGCUGCAACAGAAGAUCCUGUGCAGCAAGGCUGAGAAUGCCAGACUGAUCACACACGUUGACAAUGCCAAGCUGGCUGCCAAUGACUUUAGAAUCAAGUAUGAGACAGAGCACUCAGUCUGCCAACUGGCAGAGGCCGACAUCUGUGGCCUGCACAGGGCCCUGGACGACCUUGCCUUCGCCCAGUGUGACCUGGAGGCCCAGCUGGAGUCCCUGAAGGAGGAGCUCCUCUGCCUCAAGAAGAACCAUGAGCAGGUGUUCCACACUCUGAAGUGUCAGCUGGGGGAUAAGCUCCAGAUUGAGAUGGACAUCGAGCCCACUGUGGACCUGGGUACGGUGCUAGGGGAAAUGUGGUGCCAGUAUGAGGCCACGGUGGAGACCAACUGCCAGGAUGUGGAGCAGUGGGUUCAAGUUCAGUCCGAAGUCAUCAGCCUGCAGGCCAUGUCCUGCUCUGAGGAGCUGCAGUGUUGCCAGUCAGAGAUCCUGGAGCUGAAGUGCACUGUGAGCGCCCUGGAGGUUGAGCUCCAGGCUCAGCACAGCCGGUAGAAAGACUGCCUGCAGAACCCCCUGCGUGAAGCCAAAGCCCGCUACGGCACUGAGCUGGCCCUGAUGCAGAGCCUGGUCAGCAAUGUGGGGGAGCAGCUGUCUGAGAUCCGGGCUGACCUGGAAUGGCAGAACCAGGAAUACCAGGUGCUGCUAGAUGUCAGGGCCUGGCUGGAGAGUGAGAUCGCCACAUACCGGAACCUUCUGGAGAGGGAGGUCUGCAAGUAUGUGCCUUGUUUUUUGUGUCAAAGCCGUGUGUAAAAGCAGAGUCCCUUUACUAGGAAUAAGAGGGCUCCUAAGAGGAGCCCUGGAGGCCAGCUGGGGGUGGCAUUGUAGACACCAUCUUUGGGGACAAACUUGGUGCCCAGUAGGCUUGGUGAGCUUAAAGCUGC
This is a messenger RNA of Loxodonta africana (African savanna elephant), 1736 nucleotides long. RefSeq names its product keratin, type I cuticular Ha7-like. The transcript has 6 exons. Gene Ontology annotation, biological process: intermediate filament organization; epithelial cell differentiation. Gene Ontology annotation, cellular component: cytoskeleton. NCBI's taxonomy places the organism in Eukaryota, Metazoa, Chordata, Mammalia, Proboscidea, Elephantidae. The record is from RefSeq and is a predicted model, not a curated record. Gene Ontology annotation, molecular function: structural molecule activity.